AUGAGGAGGAAGUUGGAGCGCUGCCACCUCAGGAUGUAUCAGGGCCUGUUUCCUAUACCACCCACCUCUGCACAGGGAGGAGGAGCAGGGCAUCAUGAGAAAACUCUGACAGCUCUAAUCAGCCGCUGCUAUCUGCCGUUGAAGCUGGCGUGUUUGUGUGCUCAGACACCUGAAGUGUUUGGCCGACGUUGGCGCUCGGCGGUUCCCAGGCUUCGAGCCGUGGCCUCUGUUUGUAUAGCUCCACCUUGUGGUCACUUUGUGUCAGACAGCAGCCAGGAGUCAAAGCGGAGGUUGAUUCAAAAACGGUCAGUAACUCACGCUCAGCUGAUGCACGACAAAGGCCGGGCGCUGCAGGACUUUAAGCGUCGCAUGUGGCUGCAGGAGCUUUUGGAUGAAGUCCACACAGCGGAGAUACGUGACCUCCCGGUGCAGACCACCGGUGGAGGCGGGAGCAGCAGCGGCGUCGGCCUGCCGGGGGUCAGCCUGGGCAUCAACCUGAGCACCACCGGCAGCACCCUGCACUCCAAACCCCCCGGAGGGACCAAGAACCUCCCCAUCAGCUUCAGGCUGGAGGAGGAGGAGGGCACCAACCUGCCACAGGAGACCAACAAGUCUCAGACGUACAAAGACGGCGUGCUGAAAGCGCCCGGCAAGAAGAAGAAGAAAGGGAGGUCCGGGAAGAGGCGGGAAGGAGAGAAGAGGAAGAGGAGGGCACGUUCGUUGGGGUGGAGGAUGGAGGAAGAAGUGGGAAGUGGACUCCACCUGGAGUGGAGGUCUCUGCUCGGCUUGCGGAGGGCGCUGCUUUAAAACGCUGUCAAUCUCUGACAAAGAAACCUACGGACAGUUGGACUGGACUCCUAAAUACUCAUGUUACAGUAUUCUGUAGUCGUGAUUGUUUGGAAAGAAAUUGGAAAAUAUUUAUUGUCUGUAAAUAUUCUAAAUAUAGCAGAAUAAAUAGCAGAAUAUGACAAAAAAAACUUAUUUGAUGCUCUGUGAGGCAACAGAUUUUAAUCUUUGUGAAUCCUUGCUUUUUCCUUUUUUAUUCCAAUUAUGUCAGAUUUUUUUUGCGGUAAUUUAUUUUGUCUGAAUGGUGUAUUUAUUUUGUAAAUGUAUCGAGGUGCUGCUGACCUUCUAUAUUUUUGUACCAUAUUGCACUUUAGAUAUAUAAAUAUAAAUAUAUAUACCAUUAAUUUUGUUCAUUGUUCAUGUGGUUGAUUGAAAUGAAGAAAAAAUGACGGUCGUCACUCUGUGUUAUUUGUCAGUUUGAUUUUGGACUUCUCACUCUGUUCAGUUUUUUGUUUCUUUGCUGCUGUUUGUUCCGAUGUUUUCGACUCUGAUCGAAGCUGUUUGUUGUCUCACUUUUGUGUUCAACCCUCCUGCUGCCUUCAGUGUCUCUGUUUCCUCCACGGCCCGCUCUGCUUCUCAAUGCCAAAGUUCAUAUUUGUACAUAAACCAAACACGGCUCAAUAUUGUUGUUUUUGGCACUUGCACUGAGAUAAACACCCUGUACUGAACGGAUUAAA
Messenger RNA from Morone saxatilis (striped sea-bass), 1523 nucleotides. Its product is annotated as parathyroid hormone-related protein-like. Gene Ontology annotation, cellular component: extracellular region. Gene Ontology annotation, biological process: bone mineralization; adenylate cyclase-activating G protein-coupled receptor signaling pathway; osteoblast development. Lineage: Eukaryota; Metazoa; Chordata; Actinopteri; Moronidae. Gene Ontology annotation, molecular function: peptide hormone receptor binding; hormone activity. Bases 1 to 807 code for a protein of 268 amino acids. The record is from RefSeq and is a predicted model, not a curated record. The transcript is spliced from 5 exons.